Messenger RNA from Gossypium raimondii (Peruvian cotton), 2385 nucleotides. RefSeq names its product BRCA1-associated RING domain protein 1. NCBI's taxonomy places the organism in Eukaryota, Viridiplantae, Streptophyta, Magnoliopsida, Malvales, Malvaceae. The record is from RefSeq and is a predicted model, not a curated record. The coding region runs from base 172 to 2208 and encodes 678 amino acids. Gene Ontology annotation, molecular function: ubiquitin-protein transferase activity. The transcript has 12 exons. Gene Ontology annotation, biological process: positive regulation of transcription by RNA polymerase II; double-strand break repair via homologous recombination; negative regulation of fatty acid biosynthetic process. Gene Ontology annotation, cellular component: plasma membrane; BRCA1-BARD1 complex; BRCA1-A complex.
CAUAUCCACCCACGUCAAUCAGAUGCGAAAGAUCUCUCUGUCGUUUAGACCUUCCUCUAGAAACCUCUUAACCAGUCCCAUCCCUGAAAACCCCUCGCUUUCCUUUUUAUUUUAUUUUAAUUCACUCUCAGGAGAGAGCAUUUUGGGGUUUUGUUUUAGAGUUCUCAAAGAAUGAGCUUUUCGACUAAGCAGAAUAGUAGCAGAGCAAUGAAUCCUUGGGUUCUUCAUCUCCAAAAACUGGGUCUCGAGCUUAAGUGUCCUCUCUGUUUGAACUUGUUUAAGCGGCCAUUGUUGCUCCCAUGUGAUCAUUUGUUCUGCGAUUCGUGCGUAGCAAGAACUGAGUUUGGUUCAGAGUGCCCCAUUUGCAAAGUUCAAUGCGCAAAUCGAGAUCUAAGGCCUUUGACCUUCAUGGAGAAUAUAGUAGGAAUCUAUAGAAGUUUGGAUUCUGCAUUUUCUGCCAACCUUUCUCAUUCCAUUGAAGAUGGGGUUUGCAAAACUGAAAAAUUUGAUAAGUGCAGCAUGCAAAGGCGUGCUACAGAUGUAGGUUACGAGACUCCUAACAAAGAUGGAGUUGAUUUGUUACGAUCAGUUUCCCAUAAACAAAUAGGGGCAUCUCAAGAGUCUAGGAAUAGGCAGAUCAUCAUGAACCAAGCUGAUCAAGCAUCCCUCAGCCCGCCUUCCUAUGGUGAUACAAAGGUCUCUGACAAUGAUAGCGAGCAUAGUCCUGCAAACUUUCCAGCCAAGGGAGCGGGGAAGAGAAAUUUUGAUGAUAUGAUAAGCCUGAAGCAGAAUGAUUCUGUUUUAGGGAUUGAUGGUCAUUUAUGUGAUUCCAAGAGACAAAAGAGGUUGAACUAUGGGACAUUAGAUGGGGGUGCAAAAACCAUGGAUGAUUGUCAAUCAGAUCUGCAAGCUCAAAACAUUGUGACUUCUGAUUGUCAAUUAAGAUCUCAAAAUGGAGCACCUCUUGCUGGUACUGGUUUGCUUGUGACAUCAGAGAACAUGAAUGUAAAUAGGGCUAUUUGCGAAUUUUGCCAGUCCUCUAAAAUUUCUGAGGCCACUGGAAUGAUGUUACAUUAUAUCAAUGGAAAACCGGUAACAGGAGAUGCAUCAUUUGGCUUAAAUGUUAUACAUGUUCACAGCUCGUGUAUUGAAUGGGCACCUCAAGUGUAUUUUGUUGGUGACAAUGUUAAAAACCUUAAACCAGAACUUGCAAGGGGUGCAAAGCUGAAGUGCAGCAGAUGUGGACUAAAGGGUGCUGCACUUGGCUGUUAUGUGAAGUCUUGCCGCAGAAGCUAUCAUUUCCCUUGUGCAAAAGAGAUUCCAAAAUGUCGAUGGGACUAUGAGGACUUUCUUGUGCUUUGUCCUGCCCAUUCUUCAGUCAAGUUUCCAAGUGAGAAGUCUAGAAAGGCCCAUUCUGCAGCCAAGUUCCCAAAUGAGAAGCCUGGAAACUGUCUAUCUGCUGAUGAUAGAGUGCCAACUGAAAGUGGCCAGCUGAAAUCCAACACUUUCUGGGGCCAGCCAGAGAAUAAGAGAGAUUGGGUUUUCUGUGGAUCUGCUUUGUCUCCUGAGGAGAAGUUUCUUCUGGUCAAGUUUGCAAAAAUGAUUGGUGUAACUGUAUCCAAGUUUUGGAGGCCGGAUGUCACUCAUGUGAUUGCCUCUACAGAUGAGAAUGGUGCAUGCACUAGGACACUUAAAGUUCUCAUGGCCAUUUCAAACGGGAAGUGGGUUCUUAAAUUAAAUUGGAUAAAGGAAUGUGUGAAAGCAAUGUAUCCUUUGAAUGAAGAACCUUAUGAAGUUAGUCUUGACAACCAUGGGUGUUGUGAUGGUCCUAAAACUGGCAGACUCAGGGUAUUGGAUAAUGCACCAAAGCUCUUUGAUGGCUUUAGCUUUUAUUUUGUGGGUGACUUUGUGUCUGGUUACAAGGAAGAUCUUCAAAAUCUAGUUGUCACCGCAGGGGGUAUUGUUUUGAGAAGAAUGGAGGAACUAGUGGCACACAAAAAUGGUGAACAGACAGCUCAAACAAAGAUGGUUGUUGUGUAUAACCUGGAUGCACCUCAAGGAUCUGAGUUAGGAGAAGAAGUAACAAUUAUUUGGCAGAGGGUUAGUGAAGCACAGGAUAUAGCCACAAAAUUAGGUGGACAAGUCAUUGGUCACACAUGGCUUUUAGAAUCAAUUGCAGCAUGUAAGUUGCAGCCUUUUGUCAACUAACUAAAUAAUGAUGAUUGAUUUUUUUUAGCUAAAGAGUGACCAGUAACUUAAUAGGCUAGUCCUGUUUUAGAAGGUAGAACUUGCUCUUUCUCUGUAUAUCUGUAUUGUAAUAGUCAUAUGAGCUCUUUUGAGCUUGGCAGCAACUAAUUGAACUUGGAUGGGGCAUUUUCAUCAUAA